Molecule: messenger RNA, 1497 nt
Organism: Pocillopora damicornis (cauliflower coral)
Lineage: Eukaryota; Metazoa; Cnidaria; Anthozoa; Scleractinia; Pocilloporidae
Product: sacsin
Molecular function (GO): Hsp70 protein binding
Source: RefSeq, a predicted model, not a curated record
AUACAAAGUGAAAUAAAGAAACUUGUUUACAACCGGAAGCAAGUUCAGGAACUGUUGAAACGUGUCACUCAAGGAGCUGAAUCAUUGCUUCUGUUUACUCAGAAUGUUCGUCAUAUCAGCAUCUACCAUUUACCUAAUGAUGUAACUGAGCCGUUACAGCCCAGGAAAAUAUUUGAGGUCACCAAAUCAUUAUCACAGGAUGGAGUAAGACGGGAACUGCCUGAUAAAAUUACUCUUCCAACUACUGCCAUGAAGCUGAGCACAGAAGAUCAGUUCUUAUUGAAACAGUGUAAUUUUCUGCGAGCGUCAUCUGAAGUCAGCAAGCUAAGCCGUGGAUACAGCGAGUCCGCUCCCGCUCUCCUUAGCUCUGCUCUGACACUGAAGAUCAAAAGCACCGUAUCAGAAUAUGGCAGCAGUUUCAUGGAAUGUAGCGUUUCUAGUAAUGAUGAAAUUUGGCUUGUCGUCUCAUCUAUGGGCAAAGGUGCAGCGAUGCAAUUCGCGAAGAAAGACAGCAGUCUUCUUGCAUCAGCGGGGGUUGGUGUUCAGAUCUCAACUAAAGAUUCUCUAACUCCGGUACCUAUUUGCGAUGAAACCAAAGGAUCAAAGGCAAAUGGGAAUGUUUUUUGUUAUCUUCCACUUCCCAUCUGUAGUGGACUACCUGUACACAUAAACGGAACGUUUGCAGUUUCCUCAAACAGACGAAAUUUGCUGGUGAAAACCGAAGAUGAUAAGGCUAAUUUUGGACAAGAGUGGAAUGAAGUGCUUUUAAAAGAUUGCGUUUGCUCUGCAUAUCUUGACCUUCUUGAAGACUUAAAGUCCUUUUCACAGGCCUUAAACAAUGCAUACCAAUAUCACACACUGUGGCCAAAAUGUGACGAAGUAAUGUCAACUUGUGAGCCCCUUGCACGUUUAUUCUAUGAAUAUCUUUUAAAUGGAAAUAAGGCUGUUUUUUCGGAUGGCAAGAGUUGGUUGGCCAUCAAUGAAACUGUCUUCCUAACGCCAGACCUACGUGAGGAUUCUCAAAUAGGAGACGUAUGCUUCGAAGUGUUCAAAUUGUUGGUUGAAGGUAAUGGAGCUGUAAUUGAUCUACCCAGAAAUGUGUUUGAGUCUUUUAAGAAGUAUGGUCUUGCUGAAAAAAUCCACUCCCGAAGCUACGAUACGAGUAGGUUCUUUUUGGAAUUGUUCUUCCUAAACAUUGGUUUAGUGCCCCCUGACCUGAGGGACAACUUGGUCUUGUAUGCCCUUGAUUCUCAAAGAGAAGAGUUGAAUAAUGCAAUGAAAGUGUAUGCUUGCAUUUCCGUAUCACCAGAUCGUCAUAACCUUAAAUGCCCCUCUCAACUUAUUGAUCCACGUAGAUCUGCAGCGUUGUUAUUUUCUCCGGAAGAUCAAAGGUUUCCUGUAGAGGCAUUCAGACAACCUUUUCACCUCCAUCAACUAGAGCAGCUUGGAAUGUUGACAGACGAUCUUCCGUGGUCUGACGUUGUAGAAAGGGCAGAA